Molecule: messenger RNA, 1165 nt
Organism: Glycine soja
Lineage: Eukaryota; Viridiplantae; Streptophyta; Magnoliopsida; Fabales; Fabaceae
Product: protein LURP-one-related 4-like
Exons: 3
Coding region: 302-892 (196 amino acids)
Source: RefSeq, a predicted model, not a curated record
CCUCAAGUUUAUAGCUCAACAACUGUUAUUACUGUUUCUUUGCGUGUCUUUUGUGGAAUUGCAUUUCAAGACAACAAUUUGCCAAAAAUUUAAGAGCAUCAAAGUUAUUAAUUAAUUAUAAGUCCAUCUUCCACGAGUGCUGUUAUAUUGAAUAGAAUUAUCUCCAAAAAGGUGCUUCAAAGAAACUGCCAACUUGGUAGGACCAGGUAGGCAUAUAAAUAUAAGUUGCCCCAAGACCAUUUCCUCAUUCCACAUACUCACAACAGAACAUUAAGUCCAAUUCUCUCAAACACUACAAACAAUGGCCAAGGUUUACCCUCAGAUACCUACAUCUCCUGAUCAGACUCAGUGUCUCACCACCAAAAGAGAAACAUACACUCUAUGGUUGAAAUCACUUGUCUUCCACUCCAAUGGUUGCACUGUCUAUGACUCUAAUGGUGACAUAGUUUAUCGAGUUGAUAACUAUGACAGAAAGGGAAGAAGAGAAGUUAAUCUCAUGGAUCUACGAGGCAAAGUUCUCUGCACCAUAAAGAAGAGAUUACUAGCUCUUGGAUGCUGGGAAGGCCACAGGUGCAUCAGUUCUGAUUUUGGUACACAGGAACAACCAUGGUUUCAAGUUAAAAGAUGUAAUCAAAUGAUCAAAGGGAAAGUGACUUGCCAAAUUUCUGUGGGGAGCCAAAAAUACAGCAUAGUGAGAAUAAGUGGCAAAGCAGAAGCAUUUAAGAUCGUAAACAUAGAUGGACAAAUAGUUGCCGAGGCAAAGCAAAAACACUCACCCACAGGAGUUGUACUGAGUAACGAUGUUCUAACGUUGGAUUUGGCUGCUGGCACAGAUCAUUCCCUUAUGAUGGCUUUAGUCACAGUAUAUGGAUUGAUAUGCGGUAUAAUGUAAAAAAAAAAAAAGAAAAACAAACAAACUUGCUGGUUGGUCCAUUCCAUAUGAGAUACACACAAUUCAUUCGGUGACUGACUCCUAUGUUAUUCACAUGAUUCACUUUGUAAAUUUUCUGAGUGACAAGUUUUGUAAUCAGAUUUUUGCUUAAUUAGUUUGUAUAAAGAUUUUGAGCUUCGUCAGGAUCGUAGAGAUAUAUCUAUGUAUACAUAUAUAUUUGUUUACAGAGGAAACAAGAUACAAUUUAUUGUACAUUCGAUCUUUGGAAUUUUA